This is a messenger RNA of Cuscuta epithymum, 1475 nucleotides long. NCBI's taxonomy places the organism in Eukaryota, Viridiplantae, Streptophyta, Magnoliopsida, Solanales, Convolvulaceae. The record is from the annotation of a GenBank genome assembly.
CGUCCAAACACCCCCUUUACCGCUCAUCAGCUGCCCCUCCCUCCCCAUUGCCGCAAGUCUGGAACUUCACUUCGCCAUUUUAGGGAACGACCAGUACGCUCUUCCUCUAAGAGUAUAUACAUACGGACUGUUUUUGGAGUAGUAGGGAUGGGUAAAGCUUCGGAGAAUGAAACUCCGUCGUCGGAAAUAGCCAUACCUGAGGAUUGGUCCGACGCCGCAGAAACCAUAGCCCAUAACUCUGUCUCUUCGCCCCCACCAGUCUCCUUGAUUUGCGGCCCCAAGAAUUGUGGCAAGACUACGUUCUCCCGCCACCUUCUCAACGUUCUUCUCAAAAGGUACAAAAAAGUGGCUUAUUUGGAUACUGACGUUGGACAAUCAGAGUUUACACCCCCUGGUUUUCUGUCACUCACAAUAAUAGACAAAAUAUCUGCUGAUUUCACAAUUCCAUGCCUAAAAACACCAGAGAGAUGCUAUUUCUUUGGCGACAUUUCAUCGAAAAGGGACCCAAAACUCUACCUGUCAUAUAUUUUUGCCUUGUAUGAUCAUUAUCGGGAAAAGUAUUGCAUGCUUAAUAAUAGUAAUAGCGCUUCUAAUGGUGUGCCUGUUGUGAUUAAUACUCCUGGCUGGGUAAAAGGCAUUGGCUAUGAGUUACUUGUGGAUAUUCUGAAGUAUACAUCUCCUAGUCAUGUCGUGAAGAUUUGCAUAUCUUCACAGAGUAAGAAUCUACCCGAAGGAGAAUUUUGGUUGGAGGAGGGGGAAGCUCCACUGACAAACCUAAUUGAGAUCAAUUCAGCUCGGCAGGACUCCUUACAAAGAUCGAUCUUGGUGGGAAAGGAUGCACCAUUUUUUAGAGACCUUCGGAUCAUAGCUUAUUUUAGACAAUGUUUUCCUAGUGAUGCAAAUAUCACCACAACCAAGGAACUAGCUCACACAUUAGCUGCACAUCCUCCUUAUGAGAUUUCUGUAUCAAGCAUCACAAUUAAGCACCUUCACUGCCAGGUGCCUAUGAGUGAGGUUUUCUACAGCUUGAAUGCGACCAUUGUUGGCCUGGCAGUUAGUUCUGAAAAUUCAGAAGAGAUGCCCCACUGUGUUGGUUUAGGAAUUGUGAGAGGCAUUGAUACCUCCCGACAUAUCCUCUAUAUUAUUACUCCUGUUCCAUGCGAGAGUCUGGAGAUGGUCAACCUUUUGCUGCAGGGGUUUAUCCAAAUUCCUACUCCUUUAUUGCAAGUGCAGGGCUGUAUAUCACCUUACAUGUCUGCCAAUGUAUUGCCGGCAUGUUAGGAGAUUAUUAGUGAUGCUGCUUGUAACAUUGCAAACUACACAACUUCUCUUCACCAACUUAUUUUGUAUCGUUUUAAUGUAAGGUCUCCGAAAGAUAAAGUAAAAAAGUACUAUCAGAGGAUUGAACUCCUAAUUAAAUAUACCAUUCUUCAUCCUUCUCUAGCCUCUUAUAUGGACACUCUAUUCUUGCUGUC